AUGGUUGCCCCGCGCUUCGGCAUAGGGCUCGCCCAGGGCGCGCAGGAGCCUCCGGAGGCCUCGCGGCAGCACCUGGACGCCGUGAUCGUAGAUGGCGAGUUCAUGCGCGACGCGCACGGGUCUGCGUACCCUGCGCUGAAGUCCGUCAUCAACCAGGAGAAGGACAGCAUGUGCACGGCCGCGGCCGAGGACAGGAGGCACCUGGUCAUACCGCAGACGAUGCUGAACCUGGACAAGGGGCUCACGGAGGUGGUGCAGCUGAGCUGCCAGGGGUACACCAACCACGUCGUGGCAGUCGUCGCUCCUCUGGAGGACUGCCAGCGGCGCGGGGCCGCCCGCGAGCUCGAGACGGGCAAGCGCUACGAGCCGCGGGAGUUCCGGAAGUCCAUCGACUCCAUCUGGCCGAUGAUCUCCGCCUGCAACGGGCGCUACGAGCUCCUGCACGCCGUGGAGCCCGAGGCCAAGGUCAGGAGGCUGGAGUACCGCACGCUGGCCAGCGGCCUGUGCCGCAAGAGCCCCAUCUAUGAGCGGCCCGUGGCCGUGUGGGUGCUCGGGCCCGCGCGCGUGGGCAAGUCGGCGCUCACCCCGGCGCUGGGCGGCAGCUUCGACGUGCUGGAGCCUGCCGAGGGCGCCGGCUGCAGGGUGGACGGUGUCCUGGUGGACGGCAACAUCUUCCGGGAGGCGCACAGCGUCUACCAGCAGUGGGCGGAGGCCGCCAGUCCGGCCGCCGCCGCCUCGGCGUUCAAGUCCACCAGCGACAGGGAGAAGGAUCUGCUCGUCACGAAGGCCGCGCUGUGUCACAAGAACAUCGUGAUGGGCCGCCGGCUGACGGACUUGAACAAGGGGCUGACCGAGAUCGAGGGGCUCAAGUGGCAGGGCUACACAAACCACGUCGUCGCCGUCGUGGCCACCUUCGAGGAGUGCCAGCGCCGGGCGGGUCCCGAAGGCGCUCGCUGUACCCGCCGCGACUAUGACGCGUCCCUGCGCGCCAUACCGCCGAUGAUCGCGGCGUGCAACGGCCGGUACGCGAUACUCCGCCCCGCAGAGCGCCCAGAGCCCAGCGAUGCGCCGAUCCUCUUCAGUUGCCGCUGCCAGGGCCAGGGGGUGCCCGAAGGGGGCUCCGCCACGAGCCUGGCCUUCUCCUCCCUGGAAAGCCUGACGCGCGAGGUCGAGCAGGCCCUCGCGCAGGAUGGCGACUAA
Prorocentrum cordatum is the source of this 1200-nucleotide messenger RNA. NCBI's taxonomy places the organism in Eukaryota, Dinophyceae, Prorocentrales, Prorocentraceae. The record is from the annotation of a GenBank genome assembly.